Debaryomyces hansenii CBS767 is the source of this 1227-nucleotide messenger RNA. RefSeq lists its product as uncharacterized. The coding region runs from base 1 to 1227 and encodes 408 amino acids. Gene Ontology annotation, biological process: nuclear-transcribed mRNA catabolic process; NAD-cap decapping. Gene Ontology annotation, cellular component: nucleus; cytosol. NCBI's taxonomy places the organism in Eukaryota, Fungi, Ascomycota, Pichiomycetes, Serinales, Debaryomycetaceae. The record is from RefSeq and is a predicted model, not a curated record. Gene Ontology annotation, molecular function: mRNA 5'-diphosphatase activity. The transcript has a single exon.
AUGAAAGAAUUACCCCUUUCUUUAUUCAGUAAACUUUCGAAUGAAUUUCAUAAGGAUGCAAGUAUUGACGACGAGAAAAAGAAGCUAAUUUCUUCCAUUGGUUUGUUAACUGAUGAAAAGCCAACUGAAUUGCUUCAUUACACCAGAACAUUGGCUGGCGAGAUCAAGAUAAAUGACAAACAAGGUUUAAAAUCAUUGAAUAUUUCUAUAGGCAAAGGAAGGAAGUCAAAAUCUAUAAAAUCAGAAAGGAUAAUAGGUUCUGAUUUGACUGCAGGGUAUGAAAGUUUCAAGAAAGCAUCUGCUAGAGAAAUAUAUCAAUUAGAUGGUUUAUUUACCUCUCUAAAAUAUUAUUUGGAGAAUGCAGAGGACAAGAAAACAUCGCUCGACAGGAUUCAGUCCUCAAUAGUGUCACUAAGACGAAACUUGCUUAUGCUAAUGCUAAUACCUUUAAAUCAUUGGAGAGAGUAUAGAUUCAACGUGAUUUACUGGAAAGGAAUAAUCAUAUUAGACUACGAUUGGGAAUAUUUUGAGGACGAUAUCACAAUAGGCUUGUCAAAUUUGGGUUUGAGUCGCCGAAAUAAUACAGACUUACUACAGUAUAGUGGCUUUAAAUUCGAAAACUUAAUCACGCUGGCACCAGAUAAAUCUAAUGACUUUUAUACGCUCGUCUCUCAGAAUUAUGAUAAUUUCAAUACAGUUUUUACUGCUGAAGUUGAUGCUGGAAUAGAUAAUGUUGCCUCUUUGUCUUCUUAUGUUGAAUUGAAAACACAUAGCCAAUUUAAGUCACAAAUAGACUUCAAAUUGGCUUCCAAAUUAAUGUCAAGCUGGUGUCAGACAAAAUUGGUUGACGGUAAGCAUGUAGUUAUUGGAUUUCGUUCAAAGGGCUAUAAUCUCACAUCUAUAAAAAUGUAUCAAACCAACGAAAUAGCUAACUUGUUGAACUUACACCCGUUGAAACUUCCAGAUUACUCUACCAUCACCUGCAAGAAGCUAGUAAGAUGGUAUAAAUGUACCUUGAAAUGGAUUGUUGACCUGGUCCGAAAUGAGAGCGAUGAUAACGACUAUAGGGUAUUUAAAAUCCAUUACUCACCGAAGAGUUCACCUGUUAACUCGUGCUUGUCCUUCGAAACUAUCGAUGACACUACAGGGAACGACAUUUUUAACCAAACUAUCCCACAGUGGUUUCAAGAAUAUAUGAACGAUUUCGCUGAGCCUGGUAAUUGUUAA